Helobdella robusta is the source of this 813-nucleotide messenger RNA. RefSeq lists its product as hypothetical. The transcript is spliced from 7 exons. The record is from RefSeq and is a predicted model, not a curated record. Gene Ontology annotation, molecular function: ubiquitin-protein transferase activity; RNA binding. Gene Ontology annotation, biological process: protein ubiquitination. Lineage: Eukaryota; Metazoa; Annelida; Clitellata; Rhynchobdellida; Glossiphoniidae. The annotation marks the transcript as partial. Gene Ontology annotation, cellular component: CCR4-NOT complex.
UGUCCGUUAUGCAUGGAGACUUUGGAACUCGACGAUCUAAAUUUCUACCCAUGUGUCUGUGGGUACCAAAUAUGUAGAUUUUGCUGGCACAGAAUACGAACAGAUGAAAAUGGAUGCUGUCCAGCUUGCAGAAAACCAUACACUGAAGAUCCAGCUCAUUUCAAGCCAAUAACUAGCGAAGAGAUAUCACAAUUAAAGAAAGAAAAAAGAAUGAAAGAAAGUAUGGAGAAACAGAAGAACAUUGAGAACAGAAAACAUUUAGCUGAACUCAGAGUAAUACAAAAAAAUCUUAUAUUCGUGGUCGGUCUGCCCAUGACUCUAACUGAUCCUGAGCUCCUGAAACGAAACGAAUACUUUGGAAAGUUUGGGAAAAUACAGAAAGCUAUUUUUAGCAAAUGCUCAAGCCAACAGGUUUUUAUCAAUGGCAUUCACCAGAGCGCCUACAUAACAUUUGCUCGGGUGGAGGACGCCCUGAAAGCCAUUCGUGCCGUCAACAACCUUCAAAUUGCCGGAAAAACGUUCAGGGCCUCGUUGGGUACGACUAAAUACUGCAGCAGAUUUCUGAAAGGGGUCCAGUGCCUUAAGCAGGAUUGCAUGUACGUUCAUGAGAUGGUUGAGGACGAUGCCACGUUCACUAAGGAGGAGAUCCAACAGGGGUUGGUCUCUAUGAUCAAUCAACCAGCCAAUCAAUCAACCAACCAAUCAACCAAUCAAUCAACCAAUCAAUCAAUCAACCAACCAAUAAAUCAACCAGCCAAUCAAUCAAUCAACCAAUCAAUCAAAUCAUCAACCAAUCAAUCAUUCAAUUUUUGA